AUGGCGCUGACAGGUAAGGGUAUGGCAGCAAUGGCCACCUCUCUUCUCAAAAACCCUUCACUCUACCACCAUUAUCUCCUCCUUGCUUCAUCUUCUUCCUCUUCACAGGGCACAAACCUGCUACUACCUUCCGACGCCUCCGGUUUGCUCGAUUUCAAGUUGAAAGCCGAUUCGCGGCACAAUUUGGAUUAUUCCUCAAAAACCGCUUUCGCUUUCUGCAAAUGGGAAGGUGUCCAGUGCUCGGCCUCCCGGGCGGUCAAAUUUAUCGUCGAGGACCGGAAUCUCGGUGGCGUUUUUCCGCCGGACACUCUAACCCGGCUCGGCCAGCUCCGAGUUCUGAGCCUCCAGAACAACUCGCUCACCGGCCCGGUUCCCGACCUCUCCGGCCUGGUCAAUCUCAAGGCCCUCUUCCUCUCCCGCAACUACUUCUCCGGCGCGGUUCCUCCCUCCAUCUCCGCCCUCCACCGCCUCAAAACCCUAGAUCUCUCCUACAACAUGCUCGCCGGCCCAAUCCCCGAGUCCCUCAACGGCCUGGACCGGCUGUACUGCCUCCGCCUCGAUUUUAACCGGUUCAACGGCUCGGUCCCCCCUCUCAACCAAUCCUCCCUCCAACUCUUCAACGUCUCUCACAAUAGCCUCGCCGGCGCGAUUCCGGUCACACCGACCCUCUCCCGCUUCGAUAGAACGUCGUUCGGCCAGAACCCCAGCCUCUGCGGCGAGAUCAUCCACCGGGAGUGCCGCCCGUCGCGGCCGUUCUUCGGCUCCGCCGCCGCGUCGCCGGCCGCGGCGGCGCUCAGCCAGACCACCCAGCUGCAGGGCGGCGUGGCGCUGGCCGGCAGGGGAGCGCUCGUCGGGAAGCACAAGCGGGCCGCCUUAGUGAUCGGGUGCACGCUAGGCGCGUCCAUUCUCGUCGUUUCACUUUUGUGCCUCGCGCUAGCUGUCAGGAAGCGCAGGGGACGUGGCGAAAGUACCAGAAUGCCCCUGGAGGCUAGCGUGACGGGGAAUGCCGAGGCUGUGACGCGGAUCGAAGAAGAGAAUGCGGAGCUGGCGGAGAAGGUGCGGAGGGUGCAGGAGGAGAAGGGCCAGCAGCUGAGGGGCAAAAGCGGGAGUUUGGUAUUCUGUGCGGGUGAGGUGCAGGUUUACACGAUGGACCAGCUGAUGAGGGCCUCGGCAGAGCUGCUGGGGAGGGGGACGAUGGGGACUACUUACAAGGCAGUGCUUGACACGCGCCUCAUCGUGACUGUGAAGAGGCUGGAUGCGGGCCGGCUGGCGGGGUUGGUCCGGGAGGCAUUCGAGGCCCACAUGGAUGCUGUUGGCGGGCUUAGGCACCCCAAUCUGGUACCCCUACGGGCUUAUUUCCAGGCCCGGGAGGAGAGGCUGCUGGUGUAUGAUUAUCAACCCAAUGGAAGUCUUUUCUCCCUCAUUCAUGGUUCAAAGUCAUCGAAGGCAAAGCCACUCCAUUGGACCUCAUGCCUGAAAAUAGCAGAGGACUUAGCCCAAGGCCUUUGCUACAUCCACCAAGCCUGGCGCCUAGUCCAUGGCAACCUCAAACCCUCCAACGUCCUCUUGGGCCCAGACUUUGAGGCCUGCUUAACCGACUACUGCCUCGUGGCCCUAUCCAGCCCGUCUUUGGACAAUGACCCAAAUUCCAUGGCCUAUAAAGCCCCAGAGAUGCUCAAGUUCAACAACCGUGAGCCCACCACUAAGUCGGACGUCUACUCGUUCGGCAUCCUUCUUCUCGAGCUCCUGACUGGAAAGAGCCCUUCGGAGCACCCAAAUGUGGGCCCGCACGAGAUGGCUCAUUGGAUGAGGUCCACAAGGGACGAGCACAAUGAGGAGAACAGGCUUGAGAUGCUUCUUGAGGUGGCCUUGGCUUGUUGUGGGCCUUUGCCUGAGCAGAGGCCCACAAUGUGGCAAGUGUUGAAGAUGGUGCAAGAGAUUAAGGAAGUGGCGUUGAUGGAAGAUAGUGACUUCAACCCGAGUUCGGGCUCCUCGUAGGACUUUAUGUAAUGUUAUUUGUACAUCUCACGUAUCGGAUGAUGUCAUCGUUGUGCACGUGUUAUGCUCGUGUGGUGUAUCGAAAUAUUUAGAUGACGCGCGGUAGAAAAUUGAGGUUUGGGUUAAAAUUAGUAUGGUCACGGUUUUGUAUAUGCUAUUAUGAUGGAUUGAAUGGACGGACACUCAGAUGAGAAAUUGCCCUCUUCUACUCCCCAACCCUUUGGCCAAAAAGCGGGUGAAGAAUUAAAAGGAGUUGGUUCAAGUUCAACUACAUUUAGGUACAUUUUGUAUUCAUAUUCUUGUGUUUUACUUGAAUGUAUUCAUUACUUGUGGUGGUUGGUUGGUGUAACUCUUUUCAUUGCUGGUGUAAAUUCAAUUGAGGCGGUAGAUCUCCAAUACUUAUGACUUCGCCUGGAUGUGUGGUUUAUCUAGAAAUAUACGGACCAUAUUUUGCCACCACGGCCCAUGUUCUGGAUUCUUUAUAUUCAACCUUUCGUCAG
Striga asiatica is the source of this 2498-nucleotide messenger RNA. NCBI's taxonomy places the organism in Eukaryota, Viridiplantae, Streptophyta, Magnoliopsida, Lamiales, Orobanchaceae. The record is from the annotation of a GenBank genome assembly.